Thermothielavioides terrestris NRRL 8126 is the source of this 1877-nucleotide messenger RNA. RefSeq lists its product as uncharacterized. NCBI's taxonomy places the organism in Eukaryota, Fungi, Ascomycota, Sordariomycetes, Sordariales, Chaetomiaceae. The transcript is spliced from 3 exons. Gene Ontology annotation, biological process: proteolysis. The coding region runs from base 308 to 1711 and encodes 467 amino acids. The record is from RefSeq and is a predicted model, not a curated record. Gene Ontology annotation, molecular function: aspartic-type endopeptidase activity.
CAGGAUCCAUUGUGGCCCCUGACUCGAACGCAUCAAUGAAAUGCGAAAGUAAUGAAUGGCAUGAAAUCGGCUGGCGGCCUGCUGGCGGCCUCGGUGGCUUGUCCUCCUCUUUCAAUAUCAAUUCCAAUGCCAUCGCUCCCAUCUUCCUGCUGCAACAUAUUUCUCGUCUUUCACUGAGGUGCUGCUCUGCUCAGGGCGGUGUCCCUGCAGUCUCUCGUUCUUUAAGCCAGCCGUUCACCGAUUUCACUCUUUUUUGCUGCCAGUUUCUCUCAUUACGAACCUUGAUUUUCUGCGGUGCAAUUCCACCAUGAAGUUCGCUCUUCUUGCCUUUGCUACUUCGCUCGUGGCCUCGACCUUGGUCGCUGGCGCGCCACGGGUCGUCCGAGUCCAUCCCUCCGACAUCAAGCCCCGGCGGACCGGGGGCACCAGGUUCAAGGUGUCGCAGAUUCACAAUGCCAACUUCAGACAGCACGGCAAGGGCCCCAGGGCUCUCGCCAAGGUCUACAACAAGUUCAACAUCGAGCUGCCCUCGGACCUGGCAGACGUGCUCCAGACCAUCCUCACGGAGCUGGGCCUCGGUGACUUUCUGACGGAGAAGAUCCCCGGCAGCGGGUCUACGGGCGGUGGAUCCGGCAACGCCGGGCCGCCGUUCGCGAACCAGACAGAUGACCAAGGCGAGGUCUCUGCCACGCCGCAGCUCUUCGACGUGGAGUAUCUGGAGCCCGUCCAGAUCGGCACGCCGCCCCAGACGUUGAUGCUCAACUUCGACACCGGCUCGUCCGACUUGUGGGUGUUCAGCAGCCAGACGCCGAGCAACCAGCAGAACGGCCAGAAGCUCUACGACAUCGAGAGCAGCACGACCGCCCAGCGGCUCGACAACCACACGUGGUCCAUCACGUACGGAGACGGCAGCAGCUCGGCCGGCAAUGUGUUCCUCGACACCGUCAGCGUCGGCGGUAUCACCGUCUCCAAGCAAGCGAUCGAGUCCGCCACGACCGUCUCCGACUCCUUCACGCGGGACACCGCGUCCUCGGGUCUGCUCGGCCUGGCCUUCGACUCGAUCAACCAGGUCCGCCCGACCAAGCAGAAAACCUUUAUCUCCAACGCACUGGAUUCCCUGGAGCUGCCGCUGUUUACUGCGAACCUCAAGAAGGGCAAGCCCGGCAACUACAACUUCGGCUUCAUCGACCCCACCGAGUUCACGGGCGACCUUUCCUUCGUCGACGUCGACAGCAGCAACGGCUUCUGGCAGUUCGAAGCCUCGGGCUUCUCGCUCCCGGCCGCCAACAGCACGGGCGGCAGCAACUCGACCGCGGCGCCCGGCGUGGCCGUCUCCCUGCCGCACACGGCCAUCGCCGACACGGGCACGACGCUCAUGAUCCUGCCGGCCGCCAUCGCCGAGGCCUACUACGCGCGCGUGGCCGGCGCGCAGAACAACACGCAGAACGGCGGGUGGGUGUUCCCGUGCAACGCCGCGCUGCCGGCCCUGACCCUGCACAUCGGCACCUACCGGGCCGUCGUGCCGGGCGAGCUGAUCAAGUACGCGCCGGCCGACACCGACUCGUUCGAGACGGCCACGUCGUGCUUCGGCGGCAUCCAGACCAUGCAGGGCGUGCCCUUCGCCAUCUACGGCGACAUCUUCCUCAAGGCGCAGUUUACCGUCUUCGACUUCGACGGGCCGAAGCUGGGGUUUGCGCCGAAGCCGCUCUGAAGUUAAUAAGAGUUAAAUAGUGAGCGGCCCUAAUAUGACGGGGGGAAGAAGAUGGAUGGGUGGUUUCUUCGAGCUGUGUGUAUUUUAUCCAGGUAGUGAUUGAUUCUUUUGAGGGUCGCAGGCGCGGCCGUCAGCGUCAUAGACGGUGACGAUAGACUGGGGUGGG